This is a messenger RNA of Pseudoliparis swirei, 2595 nucleotides long. It is a transcript of the gene m6pr, whose product is annotated as mannose-6-phosphate receptor (cation dependent). The coding region runs from base 287 to 1141 and encodes 284 amino acids. NCBI's taxonomy places the organism in Eukaryota, Metazoa, Chordata, Actinopteri, Perciformes, Liparidae. Gene Ontology annotation, molecular function: protein domain specific binding. The transcript has 7 exons. The record is from RefSeq and is a predicted model, not a curated record. Gene Ontology annotation, biological process: protein targeting to lysosome. Gene Ontology annotation, cellular component: endosome; trans-Golgi network; Golgi apparatus.
CUUCCGCACUCCGCUGCAGCCUUUAGCCCGUUAGCCUCUUGGAUAUCACUUCACGCAAUUUGAAGAAAAGCGCGUAUUUUUUAAUCCAGGAAAGGAAAAGUGUGAAGCUAACGAGGUUCAUUUAAAACCCCGAGUACACACAGGCGUACUUUAUUUUAUUUACUUAACAGAAUAGCAGCUUUAUGCUUCCUUAAGUCAACCAGGAAGAGACGUUAGCGCGACGAAGCGCACUACACAACGGGCUACAUGUUAAACAUCUGUUAAACUGACAAAGAAGUACUCAUUAAUGAUAGAAGAAGUCAUGAAGGUGGUCAGCGGUCCCGGUGGAGGGUCCUUCCUGGUGUGGACCCUGCUGGUUCAGCUGGUCCUGUGUGGGAGUGGGGUCUACACCACUGACCACACCAAAAGCUGUAUACUGUUAAACGAGUCGGACUCAGAACGCAAAGUCCUCAAUCGACUCGAGCCACUCGCCCAUAAGAACUUUACAGCAGAGACCAAGAUUGGAACUGAGAGUUACACAUAUGUGUUCCAGCUGUGUGGAGAUGCAGGAGGUGUUCCUGGAGCUGGGGUUAUCCAGUACGAUAGCAAGAAAACAGAAACCAAACCAACAGUGAUUGGCAGGUACAAUGCCACGCAGGCCUUUGGAGGAAGUGAUUGGGUGAUGUUGAUCUACACAAGUGGCGACACAUAUGAUGCCCACUGUUCCAAGGAAGCGAGGAAAGCCAUGAUCAUGAUCUCUUGCAACAAGACAGCGGAUUUGGGCCAGAUGAAGGUGGAGCUGGAGGACAGGCAGAGGGUGCAGGACUGUUUCUACCUGUUAGAGCUGGACUCCAGUUCUAUGUGUGAAGUCCCUGAGUCCCACAUCAGCACUGGCUCCAUAAUACUCAUCAUUGCUUUCUGUUUUCUGGCUGUUUAUUUCAUCGGCGGUUUCCUCUACCAACGACUGAUUGUUGGAGCCAAGGGGAUGGAGCAAUUCCCAAAUUAUGCUUUUUGGGUGGAAGUUGGCAAUAUGUCAGCGGAUGGAUGUGACUUUGUGUGUCGGUCACAGAAUCGUGAGGAUGCCCGGGCUUACAGGGGAGUGGCCACAGAACCGUUAGAAGAGGAGCCAGAGGAGAGAGAUGACCACUUACUACCUAUGUGACCUCCAUACGUCAGAAAUGAGACAGAAAUGUUCACUGUGUGACAGUUUACUCUUUCACAAGCGGCAGGUUGCUUUUAGACACAAGUCUUGUUUUUCCUGUGCUGGUUCAGUGUAUUCCAGACUUGUGCCUAGAGCGACUCCCGUGUGACCUGUUUGUCUCUUAUGCGCAUGCUCCUCACAGGGCUGACAGGCCAGUCUCCUCUUCCCACCCCAUGCAUUUCAUUCAGCUGUUUGAUGUCAAACAGAUGAGUGAUUUAUCUGAUAUUAAAGAGUGACUUUUCUUUCAUGGAAAUCUGGCACAAAAGGGAGAAGUUAGGAUUUUGGAUUUCAACCUGAUUUCAACUUAGUCAUAUUGCUCACCUUUUUUUCUGCUAGCUUGUUGUUGAUGGUUGUUUGAAUUUGUUGCUGAAAUCAGUUUUUUCUAGGUUCUGGUUGUGCACUGACAGUUGCAGGUUACAAAACACACAAGUGCUUUUGCUUGUGUAAUUUGGCUUUAAUCCGUUUGUUUUUUGUGUUUUUGAAAGUGAAAGAAGUAAUGUGAGAUUGUAAAUGUAUAAUUAUUAGUUAUGUGACUACUUGCAGCCUUGCUACACAAAUAGCUAUUGGAUUUUUGAAUUGGCAUUUUCCUUUCUCACACUUCAUGGGGAAGAAAAAUUAAAUCUGAUCUCAACCAUUAUAUAUUACAUGUUUAUCUUAAAGGUCAAAAAUGCUGAUAAAUGAAUGUGCUGAACUUACAAAUUUGGUGUCUGAAGCGAAGUAUUCAACUCAAAUUCACAGUAUUAUGCUAUUCAUUAUAUAUAUGGUAUGUACUUCCAUAUAAUACAUUGAAAUUCACAGCAAAAGACUAAUAUCCAUGAUCACAAAACUAUUUAAUAAUGAAUAUUAUUGUGGGUAAACUCUGGUCUGGAUGCCUACAUUAUACAACGUACCCAAUCACUAGAUGCUCACACACACACAAACACACACACACACACACACACACUCUCUCUCUCUCUGUUAUCGGAGAACAGUCGACUAUCUUCUGUCCAAAUAUUGAGACCACUUCAUGCUUGAUGCUUUGCAUUAGGAGGAUAGAGCUGCAAGGAAAUAACUUAAGUUUCUAUACACCUAUGUUAAUAUAGUUUAACUAAAAAUGUUACAGCUCAAACAAUAUAAAUUAUGAUAGAAGUUAUAUUUUUUGAAAUUUCAAUUGAUUUAUUCUAAAUAUUACAGCCGGAUUUUUUUACUUUGAUGGUAAAAAGAUCCUCUGAACAUUUAGUUGCAGAUCAAGUUACAUUAUUGGUGUGAGCACUUGCGUUUGUUUUGGUUUGUUUUCAUCUUUGCCUUUUGUGUUUAUUAAGAAUCAGCCUCUAGAUUAAAUAUAGUGAUAACGUGUUUGUUUCAAAAAGGAUUUCAAGCCACAAAUGUUUUUGAUUCUUUUCUGAUUCCAUAAACAAAUAAAAUAUGAAGUGUUA